Pseudonaja textilis is the source of this 1516-nucleotide messenger RNA. The record is from RefSeq and is a predicted model, not a curated record. NCBI's taxonomy places the organism in Eukaryota, Metazoa, Chordata, Lepidosauria, Squamata, Elapidae.
AUGGCCAUCAUUGCCUCCAGACCGGUACUUCUUUUGAGUGCCACCUCAAGUCCCGUGCCAAGACCGGCCAUCACAACCCAAAGUCCCAGCCAACUUGAGUUCCACAGCCCCAUCAGUGGCCAGCUGGCCUUCAACGUUGUCCUCCUGCUGUUGGAGAGGGCCGAUUACUGGAAAUCUCAGCCCAAGAAAUUCUGUGAUUAUUGCAAGUGCUGGAUAGCAGACAACAAACCGAGCAUCGAUUUCCACGAAAGAGGAAAGAACCACAAGGAAAAUGUGGCGAAGAAAAUUAGCGAGAUUAAACAGAAAAGCUUGGACAAGGCGAAAGCGGACGAAAAAAUGGCAAAGGACUUUGCAGCCAUGGAGGAAGCGGCCACGAAGGCUUAUCAAGAAGACUUGAAAAGGCUCGGAUUGAAGGCAGAAUCCGUAGAAACGCCUUCCUUGCUGGUAAAGCAGGAAGAAAAGAAGGAGAAAAAAGAGAAAAAAGAAAAGAAGAGAAAGGAAAAACAAACGAAGGAGGUUUCAUCCAAUGGAACAAAGGAAUGGGUGUGCGGAUAUUCUCCGGAAGGCUACAUCUAUUAUUACAACACGAAAUCUGGAGAAUCACAGUGGGAGAAACCAGAAGGAUUUCAGGACACCACUUGCAAUUCUCAACAGGAAGCUGUUUGGAUAGAAGGGACCGACGACAGCGGUCGCACCUAUUACUACAACAAGGAGACUGGAGCUGAAAACUCUUCUGAAGAGAUCAGCAAAAAUGAAUCCCAGAAGAGGAAGCCCAACAGACCCCGAAAGGUGAGCCCUUACGGCGAGUGGCAGCAGGUGAACCCUGAGGGGCAACAGGUGAACCCCGAGAAGUCUAGCCGCAAGAAGAAGUCAUCCGUUCCAGCAGAAACCUCCUCGUCUUCGUCGCAGAAGCCCGUCUCUUUCGGCAAAUGGGAGGAAAUCACGGAAGAAGAUUCAUUCGAGAAGGUCGACUUGGAGCUUCCAAACAAGGAGAUCAACAGCGCUCCAGUUGUAGAAGUGCCGGAAGAUGCCAAAGUAAUCUUCAAAGAGAAAACAGUCACUUCGCUCGGCGAGGCAACGGAAGAGAUGCCGGUUUUCAGAAAACGGAAAUUUGAAAACGGGAAAUCUCGAAACUUUCGACAGAGGCUGAGCGAUCACUAACGUCCUGGCUGCAUUGUCAACAAGACAAGAAACAAAAGGACGCCGGGAAAAUAUGGAACUGUUUAAAAAAGAAUUCCUUUACAAGACUGACUCUAAAAGCAAUUUUUAGAGAUCGUUGUUUUUUUUCCAAACAAUGUCUCGGGUGUAAAAUGUACAGAAUAUUUCUUUUCUUCCACCCACCUACCCCUCAAGCGUUGUUAUUUUAGUUUGCUGGGUUUCUUCUUUUCCCCCUUUAUGGGGCCAUGUAAAUACAGUAUUUUUUAAAUCGCGGGUCAAAGGCAGUUCAGUGUAGCUUACAAACAAGCGUAUUGUCGUGAAUCCUUUUCCAAGAAAAAUAAAUGCGGUAAUUCCUUAA